CAUGCCUCUAGUGCGAAACAUCACAUCUCUCGUGGAGCGAUCGGCAGGUUUUUUUCCCCUUUCUGGAGUUAUUUUUUACCUCCCCCUGUUAUCCCCUCCUAGAGAGCGCCAGUAACAAAUUGCCCCAUCGGUGGGGGAAUCAAUGGCUCUUCACCCACGGGCAGUGUAUGAUGACGACGACCUAUAUAUCCACUAAAGAGGAUAGCAGUCGGUGGAGAUACGACGGGGUUGAGUGACGUGCUCGGUACUUGGCUCAAAUGGCUGUAAACACGCCGUCGCUGGGAUUGUUCCUGCAAAACUCUCUCGAGUGGAAAUAAAAUUUUCUCCGCUCCGAAGGGGAUAUUUUUGUACUCUUUCGUCUUUCAGUCUCUCUCUUGAGUGUCGUGUCCUAACCAAAGAGAUCUUGCCUGGAGGGUUUGGUAGUCGAUGCUGAGGCGGACAAUUUUCCCGCUCUUGGACAAUUGAAUGUUCUCAUCAGUGUCAGGAGAAAACGAGUCUGUCAUCAUCUGCGGACCAGUUGCGGCUCGUCGUUUCUUUGUCCCCGCCGUGUGUGUCUGUGUGUAUUUGCGCAGAAGCACGUUUGUGUACGCGAGAAAAGAAGCGCGAUAGAGAAGCAGGGAGCUAUUGAAAGUAAGAGACUCAUCGCAUACUCUGGAUUGGCAAUUAUAUCUGGUGUUUUGUAAUGGUAGGUGUGAUUCACGCACAGUGAGCAUUCAUAAGAAGGUCGUAUGUAAUGCUGUAUCAAGCAAUCAAGAAAAAAGGCUAUCACUGGUGGGACGACAUAUCGCAGUGUGCGUUCAGAGACUACACCAGAUGGCUACACAGCCAAGGCUACCUGUGGCGGCCACUGCCACCAAAGCGCCAACUGCAUGUUCAGGUUCGCAUAAUGGCGGAACGUGUGCGGGAACGUCGUAUGACGACGGUAUUCUACAACUAUGCGCCGACCUGCAUGAUAACGAUGCAGCGUCCAUGCAAACUAAAGUCAUCAAAUAUUUAGAGAGGCAUACACAGUCAGAAUGCUGUGCGCUGUGGAUUGUCUCAUCAGAAGAUGCCACAGAAGUAUUCUGUCAGGUAUUAGGAAACAGGGUUCUCGAAGAAGAAAUUCGAAUGUUGAUACCAUUCAGCUGUUUCAAUUCUGUGGUUACAGAGAAGCGGUCUAUCCACUUAGAAGACAUACCAGAGACUAGCAAAACAGAACUAGAGGCCAAAAUGACUCUGAAGAUCCACUCGCUGCUCUGUGUGCCCGUCAUCAACCAAGCCAGGUCAAAGGUCGUCGCAGUGGCGUGUUGUAUCAACAAAGUCGGAGCACCAAGAUUCACACAGGGGGACGAGGAUGUGGUGAGGCACUGUUUCCGCUACACUGUGCCGGUGCUAACAAGCGUCAUAGCAUUGCAGAAAGAGAGACAACUGAAACAGGAAACACAGUCGAUGCUGCAGGUGGCGAAGAACCUGUUCACACAUCUAGAUGAUGUGCGGAUACUGUUGAGGGAGAUCAUGAUGGAGGCAAGGAACCUGACUCAGGCAGAGAGGUGUUCCCUGUUCUUAGUGGAGAAUGACGAACUCGUUGCAAAAGUAUUUGACGGACACGUCCUAGAUGAAAUGGGUGAGGUCCGGAUACCAAUAACUCAGGGCAUUGCUGGACAUGUAGCAACAACCGGCAAAAUCUUGAACAUCAAGGAUGCCUACUCUCAUCCCCUCUUCUACAGAGGUGUCGACAACAGCACUGGCUUCCGGACGAAGAACAUCCUGUGCUUUCCCAUCAAGGACCGCUCAAGUGAGUCUUGCCAAGGAGGCCAGCCCAACUGCCUGUCCAUCCUACACCAGGAUGCAUCAGCGUGCUCAGAGUUUCACGAUGUUGUUGGGAUUGCCGAGCUAUGCAACAAAGUAAAUGGUCUUUAUUUCACUAAACACGAUGAGGAAGUGGCAGCUGUAUUCUCAAUCUACUGUGGUAUCAGUAUUGUGCAUAGUUUACUUUAUAAGAAGAUGAAGGAUGCUCAGUAUCGAAGCAAGCUAGCUAAUGAGCUCAUGAUGUACCAUAUGAAGGGGGCAGAAGAGGAUAUCAAGCCCCUUCUAUCGCGAGACUUGGUACCCAAGCCAGAGGUGUUCCAUCCCCAGAUGGCCAACUUUACCUACUCGCCCAGAGGCAUCCCAGAGAAUGACACCAUCAUGGCGGCGAUCAGCAUGUUCUAUGACAUGGGCUUUGUCCAACGGUAUCGCAUCCGGCAUUCCACCCUAGUCAACUUCUGCCAGCUCGUCAAAAGAGGCUACCGGGACCCGCCCUACCACAACUGGUACCACGCCUUCUCUGUGGGACACUUCUGCUUUUUGCUAUACAAGAAUCUCAACCAGCUAAAUAUGCUCAAGGAGAUUGAGAUAUUUGCUCUACUGGUUUCCUGCAUCUGUCACGACCUGGAUCAUAGAGGAACUAAUAACAGCUUUCAAGUCCAUUCGCAAUCCGUCUUGGCAGCUUUGUAUAGCUCAGAAGGCUCCGUCAUGGAGAGACAUCACUUUUCUCAGGCCAUGUGCAUUCUGAACACAGACGGCUGCAAUAUCUUCGAGAAUCUUUCCAGAGAUGACUACCAGAAUGUUCUGGAUCUUAUGCAAGACAUUAUCCUAGCCACAGACCUUGCCCAUCAUCUCCGCAUCAUAAAGGAACUCAAGCAGAUGGCUGAAGAUGGGUUCCGGACUGAAGAUCCACACUGUCAUAAGUUACUGCUGUGUCUACUCAUGACAAGCUGUGACCUCUCUGAUCAGACUAAGAACUGGCAGACUACUAAGAGAAUAGCAGAGCUGAUCUACAAAGAGUUCUUCACCCAGGGUGAUCUUGAGAAGGCAAUGGGUAUGGAGACACCUGAGAUGUAUGACAGGGAGAAAGCCUGCAUCCCUGAGCUGCAGAUAAACUUCCUGAACCACAUCGCACUCCCCGUCUAUCAAAUUCUGUCGAGGGUGUUUCCAUCCGUCACACAACUUGUGGACAACGUGGAGGCUAAUAAGACCAUGUGGCUACGUUUGAAACGCGAGAGCGGCUUGAGGAAGCUCAGCAGCGCCAACUCCAUUGACUUCUUCCAGAUCCCGUUCAAGGCUGAGAAUGGGGGGGUGGAGUUUGGAGAGGGGUUGUCGGAGGAGACGGAGGAGGAGCUGGCAGGAGAGGCGGAGCCAGGGAAGGGAUCCAAGGGGGGUACCGUGGCAGUGGACGAAAUCAGUGAGAGGAAUAACAAUACAGCCACGUCAUCGUGACGAAGCGGUUGACAUCAAGAACCAUUACGAUGUGUUGGGAAGAGGUUGUCAUCUGUGUGUACUUACUACAACGGGGAUGAGCAUUUUUUAACCCAAUGGAUCGACCUCCCACUGAACACACUUCUUGCAUGAAUUCACAGACACAUGACCACCCAAGUCUGUGCAUGAUGGGAUUAAAGUAGGCAUUGCAUCUUGGAAGAAUGUGUACUUGAAAACAUAAUGGCAUGGUGUGUAGACUAGAGUGUUUAGAGGUGAUCAGGGCACAAUUUCAUGGAGCUGCUUAAGCAUGCAAAAUUGCUCAUAAGUUUCUUCUCAGCGAAAAUAAGCAGGAUACCAGUCAUAGAUUUAACAUAAGGAAGGGCAUUUGAACUGGUAACCAUAUUAUGGUAAGCAUAAUUUUAUUUUGCUUAGCUACUUUUUGUGGUUAAGCAACUCUAUGAAAUAAGGCUCAGGUGAUGGCAGGUACAUGUAUGUCGAGCUCUGCAGGAUCUGCUACUGAACACAGAAUCAUUGAGAUGUACAAAUAAAUGAUGAUUUAAGGUACCCAGCCUUCUCAAGUGUAUAAAGAUGCAUUUAUACCAGUCCAAAAUCUUAUUACUAAAAGUGUAUUAACAACUCUUCUUUUUAGAAGUCUUUAGAUUUUAAUAUCGUAUUAUAUGCAGUAAAGCAGUGUUACUGACUCCAUUGAGUAAAUCUACGAUAUGGAAGGAUUCAACCUGCUAGCUUAUGUGUAUUUAAUUUACAUGUACUGUUUGAUCAUUUCUAUGUUUGUAGGGACCCGUUAGUCUUUAGUCAUUUGAAGAAUUGACAUCAAUUCUUUAAGAAAAGUACUCACAACUUUAUGGACACUUGCAAUAUGUAAAUUAUUUUUUAGCUGUUGUUACUGAGGAAUGGUUGUUGCAUCAUGUGGAUUUUGUUGCUGUUGCAUUCAAUUUGUUUCAUCCUUGUAAUAAUAGGUUGAAUUCUUCAAUCAAGAAAGACAUUUAUGUCCUCUUUUUUUCCCGCGGAACUAUGGAUAUAUCAGGUGUUGCGUUUUUAACAAGCAAUGGCAUCAACAGCUUUUUGUAUUUGCUAAACUUUGUGACACGUAGUGCUCAGAAAAAUAAUUUAAAAACAUCAUUGCUAAGCUCGAGUAUGUAAGAUGAAAAGACGAGGUGACAAGUUACUUGUGUAACAUAGUGUAAAUUUAUGUAAAACUAGCAGUCGCAUAAAUGGUUAGACAACAAAAGACUGUACUAUUCCCAGAAAGAAUCUGUGCCAUUGAGAUAUAAAGAGACAAGGAUUAGAGGGAUUUAAGACACUGGACACUAAUGGUAAUUGUCAAAGACCAGUCUUCUCACUUUGUGUAUCUCAAAAUAUGCAUAAA
Asterias rubens (European starfish) is the source of this 4603-nucleotide messenger RNA. Its product is annotated as cGMP-dependent 3',5'-cyclic phosphodiesterase-like. The record is from RefSeq and is a predicted model, not a curated record. NCBI's taxonomy places the organism in Eukaryota, Metazoa, Echinodermata, Asteroidea, Forcipulatida, Asteriidae. Bases 814 to 3237 code for a protein of 807 amino acids. The transcript has 26 exons. Gene Ontology annotation, molecular function: 3',5'-cGMP-stimulated cyclic-nucleotide phosphodiesterase activity; 3',5'-cyclic-AMP phosphodiesterase activity; protein homodimerization activity. Gene Ontology annotation, cellular component: synaptic membrane; perinuclear region of cytoplasm; nucleus. Gene Ontology annotation, biological process: negative regulation of receptor guanylyl cyclase signaling pathway; regulation of mitochondrion organization; positive regulation of gene expression.